AUUGCCGUGUCGAGGAUACGAUAGUUUUUUUUUCGAAACAUGGAAUAAUUAUUCUAAUACAUCAUUUGUUUUCGGUCCAAAAUUGUCUACUUACGGCACAAAUUCUAGCAGCCUCUCAACAUAGAGUGUUCACACAAAAUUUCUUGCUAGAAGGUAUAUUAUUCCACAAGAGAUUUUAAAAUAAACUGUACAACAUAAACAAAACCACUUGACAGUUCCGGAAGACAAUCCAAUCAAUAAUAUUUACUCUGGCGAAUUGUUUACCGUGAGUCAGCGUAGAAUUUCGAGUGGUUCACAGUGGCAAAAAUCCGUACUUGGCAUAGAGAAAUAUGGAAAAUGCAUUCGCCCCGAUAAGUGAAGCCUGUGUGAAGGCACUCAGCGACAAAACCUACGAAAAACGGAGGGUUGCUGCCUCCGAGAUUGAAAAAAUGGUGGCCGAUUUCAACUCCAAGAAGAACGUUGCCCAAAUCAAGCGCAUUAUUGAGGUACUGAGUCGGGACUUUGUUACCUCGAACGAUUCCAACAAAAAAAAGGGAGGACUGAUUGCGCUAGCAGCAACAAGUAUAGCCCUGGGCAAAGAUACGGAAAUGUUUAUCGAUGAAAUCGUAAAUCCGGCACUGAAUUGCCUAAUGGACACGGAUACGAGAGUGCGUUACUUUGCCAGCGAGUCAAUUUACAAUGUGGUCAAAGUUUCGAGGGGAUCGAUCAUUCCAAUGUUUCCCAGUUUGUUCACGUCUCUGAGCAGGCUCGUUACGGAUCCCGAUCAAAACGUUAAAACCGGUAGUGAGUUGCUGGAUCGGCUACUGAAGGAUAUCGUUAUCGAAUCAGCUAGCUGCUUCGAUCUGGACGCGUUUAUGCCUUUGGUUAGAGAAAGAAUCAUGGCGAAAAAUUCGUUCGCGAGACAGUUUAUCAUUUCUUGGAUUUCGGUUUUGAACGCUGUUCCCGAAAUCAAUAUGGUACCUUAUUUGCCGGAGAUUCUACUCGGUUUGUUUCAAAUGCUGGAGGAUAAUAUGCCGGAAAUCCAGCGCAUGUGUGAAUCUCUGUUGACUCAAUUCCUGAAAGCGAUCAAAUCUGAUCCGGGCACUGCCGAUAUACCGCAGAUGAUGAAUGUUUUAAUCGUACAGGCGCAAUCUAGCAAUUUGUUAAUUCAGUUCACGGCGAUAAUUUGGAUCAAAGAAUUUGUGCAGUUGGCAGGCGGAGAAAUUAUUGGCUUUUCAUCGGGCCUUUUUACAGCAAUUUUACCGUGUUUGGCUUUCGAAGGCGAAUCGAAAAGGCAUAUUAAAGAAUGCGCCACUGCCGUGAAUGACCAUCUGCUGGUGCUGGUUUCAGCAAGGAACGAUAGGCAGAAGAAUCUACAAUACUUGGAUCUAGACUCGGUGAUGCAAGUGCUUCGACAGUAUCUGAUACACAGUUCAGUGCCGACAAAAAUAGCGACGCUGAGAUGGGUUCACCAUCUUUUUACCGAAGUGCACGAUGAGAUGUCGACUCACGCCAACAAUUUGUUCCCUUUGCUGUUGAGGGAUUGCCUCUCGGACAGUUCGGAUGAAGUGGUCCUGCAAACGAUUGUUGUGCUAGCUGAAAUUGUCAAUUCCGCAACCGCCAAAGGGAGCAACUUUGACCAGAUGCAGUACAAACAUUUCCUUAUGGAAUUGCUGACAAUGUUUAGUGAGAAUACGAUUUUCCUCGAGAACAGAGGAACACUUAUCAUAAGACAGCUUUGUAGGCUGUUGAACGCGGAGUACAUUUAUCGUACCUUCGCGGAGAUUCUACAGGACGAAACACCCAAUCUGAAGUUUGCCUCGACGAUGGUCCGGACGUUGAAUUUGAUUCUGCUGACGACAUCCGAUCUGUUCGAUCUCAGAAACACUCUGAGGGAUAUAAAAAACGAGAAAUCUGCUUCGCUCUUCGAGUGUCUGUACAAAUGUUGGUCGCAUUGUGCUGUUUCGACACUUUCGUUGUGUCUUCUCGCGCAGUGUUAUCAACAGGUUUCCGAAAUUGUGAUAUUAUUCGCUGAUAUGGAAAUCACUGUGGACUUUUUGGUUGAGAUCGAUAAAUUGGUCCAACUGAUAGAAUCUCCUAUUUUCGCUUCCCUCCGUCUGACGCUGAUAUCUCACGCUAACGAUAACGCAGAUGCACAACAUUUAUCUCGAGCGCUUUACGGAAUUCUUAUGUUGCUUCCACAAACGGAAGCGUUCAAUCUGCUGCGAAAUCGGUUACAGUGCGUGCCGAAUUAUUGGGGACAGCCUACCAAAGUGACCGCAAAAUCAUCAAACGAGAGUCAAAGUAAAAUAAAUUUUGACCAAUUGUUCGUUCAUUUUAAGAGAGUACAAGAUCUGCAUCAUCGACAGCGGUUAGAGCAUCGGAGAAAGAAUCAAGUCUAAUGCAGAGAAAAAAGGGCUUCCAGUUCGAUAUAAGCGCCAAAGCACUCAUAAGCCUUUGGGCUUUAUUCCCGUACACACUUCACGGUGAAAACGAAAUGAACGGCACGCCAUUGAACUACGUUUCACGAGUUAGUGCAGCGUCAACGAUAAUAAUGGGUUUUCAGGCAGAAUGAACACAUUUUGAAAAGAAAUUUUGAACGAAAAUUAACUUCUCCGUAUAAAAUUAGUGUUCAAUGUGAAUGGAAAACUUUGUUUUUUUUCAUGUGGUAAAAUAAUCUCUUUCAAAAAUUGUAUCUGAAUAUAAUUUCAUAUUAUAAUGAUUAGUUUUAGUGGAAAACCAAUUUCGUAUCCAGAUGUCCACACCCUAUCGUUGUCAUCGCGGAUACACUUUAUUCCAUUUUCACCGUGAAGUGAAAACGGGAAUAAGGCCCUUUAUAUAUAAGGGGCCUGAUUCUCGAAUACACUACGAACACACUUCACGGUGGAAACGGAAUGAAACGUAUUCGCGAUGACAACGGUAUGAUAUCGACAUCUGGAUACGAGAUUAGUUUCCCACUAAACUUAUCAUUAUAAUAUCAAAUUAUCUUCAGAUGAAAUUUUUGUAUGAGAUUAUUAUACCACAUGAAGAAAACAAAGUUUUCCACUCACAUUAAACACCAGUUUGAUACGAAGAAGUUAAUUUUCAUUAAUGAUUUUUUAUUUGAAAAGUGCUCAUUCUGCCUGAAAAUUCAUCUUCGACACUUCACUAACUCGUAAAACGUAGUUCAAUGCCGUGCCGUUUAAUUCGUUUCCACCGUGAAGUGUAUUUGAGAAUCAGGCCCAAGGUGUAGUGAAAUAAAUCCAUUGUUUUUCAAUAGAUGUUUAACGAGACAAAAUUUCGUACUAAAAGCUGUAUCGUUGAUCUAAACCGGAGCCUUUUAAAGUAUUGUCCACUUAGAAUCCGUACGAAGAAAUCACUUAUACAUUGGGGAUGGAAAGAAUAAAGAAAAGAGUAAUCAA
Molecule: messenger RNA, 3380 nt
Organism: Toxorhynchites rutilus septentrionalis
Lineage: Eukaryota; Metazoa; Arthropoda; Insecta; Diptera; Culicidae
Product: protein VAC14 homolog
Exons: 6
Coding region: 330-2381 (683 amino acids)
Biological process (GO): positive regulation of kinase activity; phosphatidylinositol biosynthetic process
Cellular component (GO): PAS complex; endosome membrane
Source: RefSeq, a predicted model, not a curated record